Molecule: messenger RNA, 3945 nt
Organism: Polyodon spathula (Mississippi paddlefish)
Lineage: Eukaryota; Metazoa; Chordata; Actinopteri; Acipenseriformes; Polyodontidae
Gene: wdr59
Product: WD repeat domain 59
Exons: 27
Coding region: 29-3025 (998 amino acids)
Molecular function (GO): protein binding
Source: RefSeq, a predicted model, not a curated record
UUGUGGUUAUGGUGCAGAGACACGGAAGAUGGCGGCCCGCUGGAGUAGCGAGAAUGUUGUGGUGGAGUUCAGAGACUCACAGGCCACUGCUAUGUCAGUGGAUUGCCUUGGGCGCCAUGCUGUGCUAUCUGGACGCCGGUUUUUGAACAUCGUGAACCUGGACGCCCCCUUGGAGGUCCCUCGGAAGAUCGCACGCCAGAGCAAGUGGGACAUUGGGACAGUGCAGUGGAACCCCCACGAAUCCUGUGCUUACUACUUCGCUGCUUCGAGUAACCAGCGAGUGGACCUGUAUAAGUGGCGUGAUGGAGCUGGUGAGAUCCACACCUCUCUGCAGGGGCACACACGGGUGAUCAGUGAUCUGGACUGGUCGUGGUUCGAUCCAGAGCUGCUUGUAACCAGUUCUGUGGACACCUACAUCUAUAUCUGGGACACUAGGGACACAAGAAAGCCAACGGUUGCCCUUUCUGCUGUGGCGGGUGCCUCCCAGGUGAAGUGGAACAAGAAAAACCAGCACUGCCUGGCCAGUAGCCAUGAUGGGGAUGUACGCAUCUGGGACAAGAGGAAACCCAACACGGCCGUGGAAUACGUGGCUGCCCAUCUCUCUAAAAUCCAUGGGUUGGACUGGCACCCUGAGAACGAGUUCAUACUGGCAACUUCCAGCCAGGACAACUCUGUCCGGUUCUGGGAUUACCGUCAACCCCGUAAAUACCUCAACAUACUGUCCUGCCAGGUACCUGUCUGGAAGGCACGGUAUACGCCUUUCUCUAACGGCCUAGUGACAGUGAUGGUCCCGCAGCUGCGCCGGGAGAACAGCCUGCUGCUGUGGAGUGUGUUUGACCUCAACGCUCCCGUCCACACCUUUGUGGGGCACGAUGACGUUGUGCUGGAGUUCCAGUGGCGCCGGCAGAAGGAAGGCUCCAAAGAUUACCAGCUGGUGACCUGGUCCCGUGACCAGACCCUGCGGAUAUGGCGUGUAGACCCACAGCUGCAGAGGCUGUGUGCAAACAACAUAUUGGAAGGGGUGGAUGAGCUGAUGGAUGGGAUGUCUCUGGAGUCAGACAAGACGCUCCUUUCCCAGGACUCAGAGCCACAGCAAACUCCAGGUCACGGGACUGAGGAGGAGGAAGCUCAGCGAGAUGACCUCCAAUCCAGUAUGACACCCACUGGGAAAUUGGACCAGCUGGGGCUGCCGCAGACCCUGCAGCAGGAGUUCUCAUUGGUCAAUUUGCAAAUACGCAACGUCAAUGUGGAGAUGGAUGCCUUGAACAGAAGUUGUGCAGUUUCAGCCCACUGCGGUAGCAAUCGCGUGUGCAUGGUGGUGAUGUUCCCUGCACAGUACCCCAACAAUGCUGCGCCCUCCUUUCAGUUUGUCAGCCCCACCACUAUACCCACCAGCAUGAAAGCCAAGAUACUCAAGAUCCUGAAGGACACCUCACUGCAGAAGGUGAAGCGGAAUCAGAACUGCCUGGAGCCGUGUGUGAGGCAGCUUGUGUCCUGCCUUGAGUCCUGUAUGUCACCCUUUCCUGCUCCUCAGACUCAAGAAGACAGUGGUCCUGGGAAUCCCUAUGUUUUGUCUAACACUAUGAACCAGCCGCUGCCAGCCUUCCCUCGUGUCACCAACACCUACGGAUCGUACCAAGAUGCCAACAUCCCCUUCCCUCGCACCUCAGGGGUACGCUUUUGUGGGGCAGGAUAUGUGGUGUACUUCACAAGGCCCAUGACCAUAAACCGGACAUUGUCACCCACGGAGCCCACCCCCAGGUCCCUGUCGGCUCUCUCUGCCUACCACAGCGGAGUGAUGACCCCCAUGAAGAUCCGCAGUGAGUCCCAGAGCAGCCUGCGCCUCUACAGCGGCAGCCCCACACGCAGCGAGAAGGAGCAAGUCUCCAUCAGCUCCUUCUACUACAAGGAACGGAAGCCUCCAUUCUCUACCCCUCGCCGCUGGUCCAUACAGGCCAUUCACGACUGCCCGAAAUCCCGACGCUGGAAGGGGAAGCGCGAAGGAACGGACUCCAUUAACCGGCCAAUCAAAGCAGCAGGGAAAGUGAUCAUUCAGGAUAUAUCCUGGCUGCUUCCUGUGCACAAGCAACUGGGAGAGACAUACGUACUGCAUGCAAAUGAUAUCCAGGAUACCUGCCAGAGAAAUGCUGCAGCAGCACUGGCUAUUGGCCGCAGAGACCUGGCCAAGGUAUGGGCAUUGGCUUCUGCAGCCACAGGCUCUGAUCUCAGCCCCCACUCCGACCCCGAUGAGAGCACCCCCUGGGCACGACACCCGUUCGGACGACACCUGCUGGAGACACUGCUCGCUCACUUCAGUCAGAUUCAUGACAUCCAGACACUGGCCAUGCUGUGUAGCGUGUUUGAGGGGCAGAGCAGCCCCCAGGACUACCUCUCUCUCUAUGGACAAUUCCCACACCGCACCUCCAUCUUCACACCACCCAACAGAUUUCCUAGCUGCACCUCAUCCGGUUCCUGCUCCAACACCUCCCAUUCUGGCCUCAACACCAGUGGCUGGAAUAUUGUGGGCAGGGACCCUGAGCACACCCUACCCUGGGGGGAAUCCUCUCCUGAUGACUAUCGUUUUGGAAACCAGGCGCACACAGACCCCAGAGAGCGGGAGAAGGAGCAGCAUGACAAGAACAAACGGCUGCUGGACCCAGUGAACAGCCUGCAGUUCGAUGACUUUAAGAAGUGUUACGGGGAGAUCCUGUACCGCUGGGGUCUGCGAGAGAAAAGGGCUGAGGUCCUCAAGUUUGCAUCAUGCCCCCCAGAGCCUCACAGGGGGAUUGAGUUCGGAGUAUAUUGCUACCAUUGCCGCAGUGAAGUCAGGGGGACACAGUGUGCCGUCUGCAAGCGACUCACUUUCCAGUGUGCCAUCUGCCAUGUGGCUGUUCGCGGCUCCUCCAACUUCUGCCUCAACUGCGGCCACGGUGGCCACACCAGCCACAUGAUGGAGUGGUUCUGCACGCAAGAGGUCUGCCCCACAGGCUGUGGCUGCCACUGCCACCUGCAGAGCACCUUCUGAGAUGGGGGAGGUGGGGGUCCACCACUAGAAAUCACUGUCUGACUGGCUGGAGACAGGCAGCUCUUCCAGCAGCUGGAUGUUUUUUAUACAUAAUUGCCCCUAUUUAUCAAAGCAGUUCACUCGUCUACAAAUAUUAAGGAAAAACAUACUAGUAACGUUACAAAAUAACAUAGGUGGACUGGUUUUAAAGUGCAAACUGGAGUAAACAGUUAUGGUGAUUAUUGGCCAGUGUGUAUGUAUGAUGGAGGGACUAUAAAGAGUGAGGAAGCUGACCUUAAUGAAGGUGCAUCAUCAUCUUUGUUCAUGAAGAAUUUAAAUCUCCCACCUCAGCCCUGUAGAAAUGCACUGUAGAGAUGAAAUUAACAGUGUAACCACUAAUGUGAUAUGUGCUUUGAAUGCCUGGCUGGCUGUGAAAUGUGUGCAGCAGGGAGAGAGAAAAAUGGUGAUGCAGUUACACAGCUGUAAUUUCAACUGUGAACUUUUUAACUGAAUAGUGGACUGUAGGUUUGAAGCUCUCAGUCCAUUCCUGUGCCAUCUGAAUGCACUGGACCCUAUUUUAUGUGAGUGCAUGUCACUGAACAACCACAUUUAAUCUUAUUCUCAUUAACACUGGGGACUGAAGGAUUCAACGUUUGAGAGAAGAUGAUGUAUGGAAGGUGUCUUAUAGUAGGGUGGGGUAAAGGUAAACAGGGUCAUCAAAAAUAAACUUCAUUAUAUUUAUAAUGUCCUGUAGAUAAACAGAGGGCUUUGGUCUCCAUGCUUCAAAUGCAACUUAUUGCAUAACAGAGCUGUAGACCUAAAAAAGGAUCAACACAUGGUAUUUGUACAGAAGACAUGUGUCUAAAUGUAAAUUGACUUGUCUGUACAGAGAAAUCAUUUAUAAAUAACAAUAUGUCAAAUAAACAUGCUUGUUUAAUUAA